Phycomyces blakesleeanus NRRL 1555(-) is the source of this 2049-nucleotide messenger RNA. RefSeq lists its product as hypothetical. The record is from RefSeq and is a predicted model, not a curated record. The transcript has 8 exons. Bases 1 to 2049 code for a protein of 682 amino acids. Lineage: Eukaryota; Fungi; Mucoromycota; Mucoromycetes; Mucorales; Phycomycetaceae.
AUGUCUUCAAAUUCAAUCCUUGAUACCAAGAGUUGUAGAGCUCAAUGCUUUAAGAACCAUCAUAGAAGACAUAAUGAUAUCCAGACUUCACAGACCACGCCUGUUCCUGGACAAGUCAGUGUUGUUUUGAACACUGUCUCGAACGACACUAUCGACAGAGAACGUGCUGAUGCAAUCGAAGAUCAGAUCAUGGAUACACUCAACAGCGAAGAUAACGAUGAUCCAAUUAUGAAUAUCUUCAGUAAUGAUGACAAUGAUGAGUCUAUGUAUGAUGUGGAACUUGGCAACGAUAUGAAUAUCAUUGAAAACGAAACAUCUCCUUUGGUUUUUGACUUCAGUCAGCCUGCACCUACCCCUGACAAAGACGAUGCAAAGAACCUUGAGUUUCUCAAGAUCAUGAAGGAUUUUGGUAUCUCCCGCAAUGCCCAUGAAAUGAUAAGCAUGUACUCCCCAUCUUGGCAAAAGCUUUUGAAGCGUUUCUCGGGUGUUAAAGAGACAGUCCAUGAUAUCUGUCAGAGGGAAUGUAUGCUCUUUACCAGUCCAUCCCAGACUGAGUGCUCCAACUGUGGACAAAGCCGGUACAAAACAAGACGUGGAGAAACCGAGGGUGGUGAUCUGGUUGCUGCUGCCACGAUGAUACAGCUUCUAUUGGCGAGACAACUGGCUCUUGCAACUUUGCCCAGCACCAAUAUCCGUACGCUGGAAAGUUUCCAGAAUUUUUCCCAGGCCAGUGCAUCCAGCCGCAAAGGGUUAAACGGACAAUCCCCCCUGGCAACAUUGAAGGUAUUCUCUGGACCAUUGUUUUUUGCCCUCGAUGAGAUGCAUGGACUUUGCCAUGGAAUAAGCAAGCAGAUCUGGGGUUUGGUUUCUGGUACCUAUGGAACAGACCAUUGUUUUGCUCUUUCUUCUGGUGUUCGGAAGGAGAUCGGUACAGCAAUGUACAAAACAAGAAAUACCAUCCCUACAUCCUUCCAUGGCAAUUGGAGGGAUGUAUACAAGAAACCCGGGUCGUUCAAGGCCGUCGAUUGGGCAGACUUUCUUCUGUUCGUCGUCCCUACGCUGGUGGCAGAGCGUAUUGGAGAUGCAACUGCCCGGAACACGUUACUUGGCUUGGUUCAAGCAUGUAACCUACUCAUGAGCUGGGAGUUAUCAGCAGAGGAACAAACCUCUAUCAAAAGUGGAAAAAUCAAAAUCAAUAUUUUCACUAUAAACCAGCAUCUUCUUCAGCACUAUCCUCUCAUGAUUGACGCAUAUGGCCCACCUCGUGCAUAUAGCGCCAGAUCCGUGGAACAGGCAAUCGGUGAAUACUCAAGGGCUAUCAAGAGUAAUUCUGCUAUAAAUGUUAACGCUGGCAAUAUCAUGCUUGGCUUAGCACAAAUACGACAAGCAGAGGCUGGAGCCACUGUCAUGAUUACAGAAGCAAGAACAGCACGACACUUACAAUAUGAAGAUUCCACUGCUGGUUGGCUGUUGACAGAUGAGGGUGAGCGUGUUGGUGCUAGGUCUGAUAUUGAGUUCUGGGGGCCUUUGAGGAAUAGAACGAUCCGAGAUAGUUUUGAAGGCAUUUCUUGUCUUUCGAAACUUCUUGAAGACUUCUACAAAUCAAAGGGGGAAGAGUGUAGUAUGAUUGAAGCAGCUAUACAAACUAGCCGCAAGGCAUUUGUCAAUGGUUGUGUGAUUGACUCUGCACUCGACCAAAAUUGUAUUCAGGUUGAUGAAAACCGCAACAUAAAUUCUGCAUACUCCCCGGUUUACAAGGAUUUCUUCGGAAAAGUUGUUGUCUUCUUUGAGCACAAGCUCAACAAGAAGAGGUGGCCACUUACUCUUGUAGAGAUUGCGGCAGUCCGUUUGGUAAAUGGUAUACCAGUUGUUAACAAUGGGCAAAUGAAGCCAAAGGUAGUUCACCUGGCAGAUGUCAAAGAAUUGGUUGGUUUAGUGAAGUCGGACGCGACUAUAAAUACAACAACAACAACAACAACAACAUACAUAGUGUGGCCAGAGCUUAACCGCGGCCCAAAAUUGUCACUUGGUUCUCUUGCAGACCUAUAA